This is a messenger RNA of Trypanosoma rangeli, 861 nucleotides long. RefSeq lists its product as uncharacterized. Bases 1 to 861 code for a protein of 286 amino acids. The record is from RefSeq and is a predicted model, not a curated record. The transcript has a single exon. Lineage: Eukaryota; Euglenozoa; Kinetoplastea; Trypanosomatida; Trypanosomatidae.
AUGCCUUUUUUAGCAUUGACCAGCAAAAAACGGGAGGUGGUUAACGUGGCGCACGCCUUUCUGAUGCCGUUGGACACGUCCUCCGGCCACCUCACACCGGAGCAGAUACUGGGGGCAGAGCAGAGGUUGCAGCGACUUUUACACUCCUUUGAGAUGACCUGUCAAGACGAGCUCGCAAGACUCCGAGAGGAAGGGAAUACGUUGAAGCAGCAGAUGGCGCACACCAUUGCAGUGGCCGACAAAAAUUGGAAGAAGGUUGAGCUUUGCCGCCAGGAUAAAUUUGUGGAGAUGCCUGCCGCGUGCCAAAAGGAGGUAGCUGUCAUGAAUGCAGAGUUGCGGUCGGGUCCACUAAGCUGCCUUCAAGGCAACCCGAUUAGUGCGUUACUAGAACAGGCUUUGCAGGCAAAGAUGGACGAGCUGCGGGUGUUGCAGGGAGAACUGGACGAAAUGACGGCGUCGCGAAUGAAUACAUUUACAGACCACCAGAAGCUCCUGCAGGAGGAGCGGGAACAACACCGAGAGCGUUUCUUGGCGCUACAAGAGGAGACUACGAGAACCAUUCAUGAGUUAACGUUGAAUAUUGAACGGCUGCGGCAUCAACACUUGCGAGAGACUAGGGAACUGCAGCGACAACACGCCGCUCAGGUGCACGACUUGGAAAGGCAACUGCAGGGCGAGAGGGAGGCACACGCCAAUGAUGCUCAGCGGCACACGGAGGUGAUGGUUCAAUUCCGAGCAACACUGCGGAAGCUGGAGGAGGAGAAGAAACAGCUUACACAGGACCUAACUAAGCAGCAGUUGCAUGCAGAAGAGUGGCGUCGGCGCUACAUUGAACGGGAUUCGCAGGCAAGGCUGGAAUGA